Molecule: messenger RNA, 10121 nt
Organism: Meriones unguiculatus (Mongolian gerbil)
Lineage: Eukaryota; Metazoa; Chordata; Mammalia; Rodentia; Muridae
Gene: Iws1
Product: interacts with SUPT6H, CTD assembly factor 1
Exons: 14
Coding region: 275-2650 (791 amino acids)
Biological process (GO): poly(A)+ mRNA export from nucleus
Cellular component (GO): nucleus
Source: RefSeq, a predicted model, not a curated record
GGGCAGGCGCCAUUUUGGCCCCAGAGGUGCUUCUGGGAAGUUGAGCGCGGACCUUCACUUUGCCGGCUUCUGAGGUACGGCCCUUGUUUAUAGCCGGCGCUUCCUCGCCGAAGCGCCCGCGCCCGCCGCUGCCGACUCCUCCGGACUCUCCGACGCAGGGGCGCCACGCCGCCCGGGGAGGUCACUCCGUCAGGGAGGGCGUGACACUCCGCCAGGGAGGACGUGACGGGGGCGGCGCGUGGCGUGGACCCUCCCCGCCGAGAGCCCGCCCGCCAUGGACUCGGAGUACUACGGCGGUGACCAGUCAGCAGAUGAUGGUGGUGCCACCCCAGUGCAGGACGAGCGGGACUCAGGGUCAGGUGAGGACGAUGCAAACGAGCAGCACUCCGGAUCCGACACUGGAAGUGUACAGCGGCCUUCAGAGAAUGAAACUAGUGAUCGAGAAGAUGGCUUGACCAAGAGACAUAAUGGAACAGACUCUGAGAAUGAUGAGCCCUCUAAUCUUAAUGCCAGUGACUCUGAAAGUGAGGAGCUUCACAGGCCAAAGGACAGUGACUCUGAAUCUGAGGAACAUGCAGAGUCUCCUGCCAGUGACUCUGAAAAUGACGAUGUCAACCAGCAUGGGAGCGACUCUGACAAUGAAGAGCUUCUUAAUGGCCACGCAAGUGACUCUGAAAAGGAAGAGGUUAGAAAACACGUGGCCAGUGACUCUGAGGCUGAGGAUGCUCUGCAGCCUCAGGUCAGCGAGUCUGACAGUGAAGAUCCCCCAAGACCCGAAGCCAGUGACUCAGAAAACGAGGAGCCUCCUAAACCUCGGAUCAGUGACUCGGAAAGUGAGGAGCUCCCCAAACCUCGGAUCAGUGACUCAGAAAGUGAGGAUCCUCCAAGACCCCAGGCUAGUGAUUCGGAAAGUGAGGAACUCCCCAAACCCCGAGUCAGCGACUCGGAAAGUGAGGAUCCCCCAAGGCCCCAGGCCAGUGACUCAGAAAGUGAGGAGCUCCCCAAACCCCGAGUCAGCGACUCAGAAAGUGAGGAUCCCCCAAGGCCCCAGGCCAGUGACUCUGAAAGUGAGGAGCUCCCCAAACCCCGAGUCAGCGAUUCGGAAAGCGAGGGGCCUCAGAAAGGACCCGCUAGUGAUUCUGAAACUGAGGGUGCUUCCAGACACAAAGAAAAGCCAGAGUCAGAUGACAGUGACAUGGAGAAUAAGAGGGAAGAUUCUGAAGUACAGAAAGAGUCAGAUGGUCAUUCAGACAGAAAAAGACUCCACAGCUCUGACAGUGAAGAGGAAGAACCCAAAAGACAAAAAAUGGACAGUGAUGAAGAUGAAGAAAAGGAGGGGGAUGAGGAGAAAGUAACAAAGCGGAAGGCUGCUGUGCUGUCUGAUAGUGAAGAUGAAGAAAAAGCAUCAACAAAGAAGAGUCGAGUUGUUUCUGAUGCUGAUGACUCUGAUAGUGAUGUUGUAUCAGACAAAUCAAGCAAAAGAGAGAAGACAGUACCAUCUGACAGUGAAGAAGAAGUGGGGAAAGAAGAGUCAUCUGUAAAGAAAAAUGAAGAGAAGGAUCUAUUUGGGAGUGAUAGUGAGUCAGGCAAUGAAGAAGAAAACCUUAUUGCAGAUAUAUUUGGAGAAUCCGGUGAUGAAGAGGAAGAGGAAUUUACAGGUUUUAACCAAGAAGAUUUGGAGGAAGAGAAAAGUGAAACACAGCUAAAAGAAGCAGAAGAUUCUGAUUCUGAUGAUAACAUAAAAAGAGGAAAGCACAUGGACUUUCUGUCGGAUUUUGAAAUGAUGUUACAACGCAAAAAGAGUAUGUCUGGCAAACGCAGAAGAAAUCGAGAUGGGGGCACUUUUAUUAGUGAUGCAGAUGAUGUCGUGAGUGCAAUGAUUGUCAAGAUGAAUGAAGCUGCUGAGGAAGACAGGCAAUUGAAUAAUCAAAAAAAGCCAGCACUGAAAAAAUUAACCUUAUUGCCUACUGUGGUUAUGCACCUUAAAAAGCAGGACCUUAAAGAAACUUUUAUUGACAGUGGUGUGAUGUCUGCCAUCAAAGAAUGGCUCUCACCUCUACCAGAUAGGAGUUUGCCUGCACUGAAGAUUCGGGAGGAGUUGUUGAAGAUUCUACAAGAGCUACCUAGUGUGAGCCAGGAGACCCUGAAGCAUAGUGGGAUUGGCCGAGCAGUGAUGUACCUGUAUAAACACCCCAAGGAAUCAAGGUCCAACAAGGACAUGGCAGGGAAAUUAAUCAAUGAGUGGUCUCGGCCUAUAUUUGGUCUUACCUCAAACUAUAAAGGAAUGACAAGAGAAGAAAGGGAACAGAGAGAUCUAGAACAAAUGCCUCAACGACGAAGAAUGAGCAGCACUGGUGGUCAGACACCACGAAGAGACCUGGAGAAGGUGCUGACAGGAGAGGAAAAAGCUCUUAGACCUGGAGAUCCUGGCUUCUGUGCCCGUGCUAGAGUUCCAAUGCCAUCAAACAAGGACUAUGUUGUCAGGCCCAAGUGGAAUGUAGAAAUGGAGUCAUCCAGGUUUCAGGCAUCCUCCAAGAAAGGUAUCAGUCGACUGGAUAAACAGAUGAGAAAGUUCACAGAUAUCAGGAAAAAAAGCAGAUCUGCUCAUGCAGUGAAAAUCAGCAUCGAGGGCAAUAAAAUGCCAUUGUGACCUUGCCUGGGACAUAUCCCCAUCUCUAAAAAUGCACAGUGGACUAUCAAGAAAGAAGAUACUUUUAAAUGUUUUAGUGUGUCUCUAAAUGGUUCCACUUGUAUCACGUGUUGUCGUAGGACUAACAUUUCUCUUCGUUCUAUUUAAGACCAGUUGUUAUCUGAUUUGUACAGAAGAGUACUACUACUGCUUCUAUAAACUACGUAAUAAAAUUUCAUUCUGGUUUUGGGGGGUUGUCUCAAUCAUUGUCUUAGAGAUUGGUCUCUGUAAGGACAAAAUCGAGUCCUUUUUGCAGCUUGAGUGUGAUAUUAUAAGGAAUUUGUCUGGCUCCUGACAAAGAAUGUCUGAAACCCUUAGGAUUCUUAAAGUAUCUUCGUUAUACUCUUGAUUUGGCUCAUCAUAGGCCCCUGAGAUUACUAUAAAGUGGAGACUGGUCACCAGAAAUAUGCUUUAUCUAGUCACGUUGCCUGUUUGACUAAUCAGUCAUGCCUUUGUAUUGAAGCCCUAAUAAAGAAAAGAACUCUGGACAAGCCAGGUGCCUUGCACACCUGUAAUCCCAACAUGACUGACAUCGACAUAAGAGGAUCAUGAGUUUGAGGCUAGCCUGGAUUACAUGGCAAGACUCUUAAAUGCUCGAGACACUGCAACCAUGUUGAUGUGCCAGGAGAACAAGGACACAGAAGCUCUGCAUCAUCCUCCAAACCAUUCCUGAGCCUUCAUUGACCUGGUUGACCUGAGUUGUAUCUUUUCUAAUAAGACUAGUCAUGACUAUAAUGUUUUAUUGAAAGACAUAGUGCUUUCCUGAGUUCCAUGAGUCAUUCAGCAAAUUUCUAAACCAAGAAGUUUUUGAUAACUUCCCACCUUAUAGCUACCCUGAAAUUUUGAUGGUCUGAAGAUAGCACUUACAGCCCAUGUGUGAAGUCAGGGCAGUCUUGUGGAGGAAGCCUGAUCCCUAGAACUGUCAGUUCCUAUACUAACCCUGAGCAUUUGGUAUCAGAACUGAAUUGUAUACCACUCUGUAUGCCUAUAAUCUCAGCUCUCUGGAAGUGGAGGCAGGAGUAUUGGGAGUUCCCCCAACAGCCUGAGUUACUUUUGCAAGACCCUAUUCAAAUAAAGAUUGUUAUCCCAGUAGGAGUUGAAAUCCAACAACAAACUUUUUAUUUCUCUUGGUUUUGUUAGUUUGUUUGUUUAUUUUUUUUUUUUGUUUUUAAGUCUGGGGAGUUAAGCUGUGGGGAGAAAAGUUUCUUAAGUUUCCUUAAGAAACUCUUAAGGAAAAACAGAUGUAAUUGAAAAUUACUCAGUUACAUAUAGCAAUUGGGCAAAUAAAAAGGAGAAACAGUUUAUAGUUUCUUGUUCAAUUUUGAGAAUUCUUAAAAAUCAUGAGAGAUUUCUGUAGAUAAGAAAGUUUUAUCAAUAACCCAUUAAUUACUAGAAUUCUUUUCUGGUACAACCUCAGGCCUUGAUUUUUAAAAUAACUAUUAUCAGCCACAGCAGCCUUUGGACUCUUGAAGGAACAUGGACUUCAAGGACUAAAAUAUUCUACAAGAACCUCUCAAGCCGGAUGUAAUGGCAUAUGCCUUUAGUCCCAGAACUCGGGAGGCAGAGGCAGGCAGAUCUGUGCGUUUGAGACUAGCUUGGCUUAUAUAGAGUUCCAGGACAGCCAGGACUACACAGAGAAGCCCUGUCUCAGGAAAAGGAAAUGGGGGAAAGCCUCUUAAAGCCAUCAGUACAUUCAGCACCCAAGAGCAGAUGGCGUUGAAAACAGAAGACCUUACAGAGCAACAGUUAAACACUAGAUGGAGGCAAACUACUUCCAGCAUUGUUUAGUCAUUAACUGAAAACAAUAAACACGAUCUAAUGAACUCUCAGAACAGUUCUGAACAUGAAAAGCAAGCUCGUCAGAGUUGUUUGUAUUCUGGUGUCUUGGGAUGAGCUCCAUUUACCACAGUGUUGUUUAUGUAAGUAAAUACAACUAGUAGGUAAUAAACCACACCCUAGACUUCAAGGGGAUGGGAGGUUCUACACUAUUUAAAGGAAAAAAAAUACUAAUUUGUAAGUUAUCUUUGCUGUAGAGCUUUUUUAGGGCCAUCCCAAGCCUGACCCAUUCAUUGCCUUUGUAAUUCCUAUUUACUGAAAAUUUCAAAAUACAAAAUUUGGCUCCCAUGCAUCCUUCAAUAUUUUUCAGUGUGCCACUUUUUAUUCGGUUUUGUAUAGAUUUCUUUUGCAGACCAUGUGAGUAUAGCUUAAAUCAAUAAGCCUUUCUCUCAAGCUCCAUAUCUAAGCAUAAUUCUCUUAAGAACAUGGCUUUUAUCUGGGCAGUAGUGGCACUUGGGAGGCAGAGGCAGGCAAAGCUCUGAGUUUAGGGCCAGCCUGGGUUACAGAGUUGAGUUUCAGGUCAGCCAGGGAAACAGAGAAACUCUGUCUCGGGGGAAAAGAAAUGAUUUUUAGGGGCUGGAUAAUGGACCUCUGUUGCUUGAGUGCUUGCCUAGCAUGCACUAAACUUGGGUUCUAUCCACAGUACCACGGACACCUGGCCUGUCUACAUGGCAGGUACAAAGCCAGCCUAGGCCACUUAGUUUGUCUCAGGAUUGGCCAUGUUGUCUGGAAGUCUGGAAUGCUGCAUAGUCACACAGGUCUUUUUUUUUUUUUUUUUUUUUUUUUUAUGUUUUUGUUAAGAAACGAAAAGAUUUGUUUCUUAACCACUUUUAACUGUAUAGUUGAGGUGCAUUGCUGGGUUCACGUUGUGUAUGCCAUCUCUAGAAAUCAUUGUCUUAAAGAAUUUAGCUGUGGGCUAGGCAUGGUAGUGUACACCUUUAAUCUUAGCGCUAAGGAGGCAGAGGUAGGAGGAUCUGUGAGUUAAAGUUAUCCUAGUCUAUAUAGUGAGCUCUGGGACAUCUAAGACUGCAUAGAUCAUGCCUCAAAGCAAACAACAAAUCCCUCUUGACAACAUUCUGCUUUCUGCCUCUGAUUUAGACUGUUCUAGGAACCCACCUUUUAAUUUAAUAUGGGUCGGGCACAUGUGUUAUGUAUGGUAAGCAUAUGGAAAAUCACAAUUAUGUGGAGUUCUUGCCUUCCACCUUUACGUGGAUUCUAAGAAUGAAACAGGUUGCAAGACUUCUGUGGCACACACUUUGACCACUGAGUUAUCUCACCAACCUGUUUAUAUGUGUGGGUGUUAAUGUUUGUCAGAUGCAUGAUUUACAAAUAGUUUCUCCCAUCCUUUUGACUCUGUUGGGUAUGCCCUUUGGUAUAAAAGUAAUUUUAAUUUUGAUGUAAUUUAUUUCCUGUGCUGCUGUUAUAACCAAAUCCAAUAUUAUAAAACUUGUCCUGUGAUUUUAAUGAAUUGUGUAGCUUUAGCUCUUAUGUGUAAGUCUGAUUUUGAGACAUUUGUGUGUUGUUAAAGGUCUGCUUUUAUUGUGAAGAUGGAUGGUCUGGUAUCAUUUGUUGAAAAGACUCCCUUUGUCAUUGGUCUUAGAUCGCUUAUCAAAACUUAUUUGACUGUGUGUAUGACGGUUUAUUUAUAUGUUUUGCUCCAUUCCUUUUGUUUUUUUCUAUCUCCAUGAUACUGUUUUGGCUACUGGAUCUGUAUAGUAAUUUCUGAAGUCAAGCAAUGAUCUAUUCACUGUUCAAUAUUGUUUGGUUAUUUGGGGUUCCUUGAAAUUAUGUGGGAAAUGUGUAUGAAUGUGUGACUGCAUGUUCCACAGCUGUAUGUGGAGGUCAGGACAAUAUUCAGAAAUAGGUUCUCCUUCCACCUGCAUUCUGUGGCUUGGACUCAGGUCAUCAGGCUUGCACUGCAAACACUUUUACCUGAAGAACCACCUUGCUAGGCCCCUCCACUUUUAUGUUUGAUAUUGUUUUGACUAUCUGGGGUUCCUUGAGAUUUUGUAUGAAUUCUAAGGUGACUUUUCUGUUGGUAGCCAUCAAUGUUUUUAACAGAAAUUGUGUUAAAUCUGCCAUUUGAAGUAGUACUGAGUUUAUGUUCCUUAAACAGAAAAUAUCUUUCCAUUUAGAGUCCUUGGUUAAAUUUAUUCCUAAGUGUUUUAAUUCUUUGUGAUGUUGUUGUAAAUUGUAUUGUUUUUUAAUUUCCAUUUAGGAUCAUCAUUCAUGAUCCUAUUUGUUCAUGAACAAAUGUGACUGGCAAUUUUACCUCUUUCUUUCCAUUUGUAUACCUCUCACUUCCUCUUCUUGCCUGAUUGUUAGAAUUUCUAGUGGUGUGUUCAAUACUAGUGAUGAAUUUUGUCAUUCACUGAAUAUAGUGUGGGAUUUUCAUAUAUGGCUUUUGUGUUGUUGACUUUCAUUCUACUUUUAAUUUAUUGAGUUUUUAAUCAUCAUAGAAUGUUAAAUCUUUGUGAAAUGAUUUUUCUAUAUCAUUUGAAAUUGUUUUUUUUUCAUCUUGAUAGUGUGUAUUUCACUGAUGUGUGGGUUUUGUUUUUGUUUGUUUGUUUGUUUGUUUUUAAUUGCACAUGCAUGGCUACCUGUGGAUACUCAUGUGCACAUAAGUGGAGCUCAAAGGACAACCCUGGGGAUCAUUCUUUGGGCAUCAUCCACCUUGUUUUUUGAGUCAGGAUUUCUCACUCCUGGAAUUCUCUAAAUAGGCUUUACUGGCUGGCCCAUAAGGCCCAGGUAUCCACCUAUCUCUGCCUCCCUAGUGUUGGGAUUAUAAAUGUACACCAUCACACAUGACUUUUCAUAGAUCCUGGAGCUGAAACAUGCAUCUAUCUGCUUGCAAGGCAUUCUGAUUUUACCAACUGAUAUGUCUCCACCCUAUUCUGGAUUUUUGUUACUGUUCUGUUGAAUCAUCCUAACAUCCUGUCAGUAAAUCUUCCUUGAUUAUGACAUAGUAUCUAAUACUUUAUAGAAAAGCUUUAUUUUUAUUUGUGUGUGUGAGAGAUAGUGCAAACAUGUGUGCACUACAUGGGUGCCUUGUGCCCAUAGAGACAAUAGAAGGGCAUUGGAUCCCCUGGAACUAGAGUUAACAAGACAGUUGUCAUUUGCUAUGCCGGUGCUGGGAACUGAACCUAGGGCCCUCUGAAAAAGCAACCAAUGCUUUUUAACCGCCGAGCCAUCUUGUCAACCCCACAUAAUCCUUUAAAUGUGUUCAUUUCUGUUUGCUAGUAAUUUUUUAAUUUUACAUUUAGUGUGUGUGUGUGUGUGUGUGUGUGUGUGUGUGUGUGUGUGUUAGAGGACAACUUGAGUCGAUUCUUGUUCUACAUAAUGCAUUUUGAAGGUCAAACUCUGGGUGUCUGGCUUGGCAUCUGAGCUAGGCCCAUGUUAGGCUUUUUUGUUGUCAUGGUAUUAUUUUUUAUAAGAGUUUUUUUAGCAAUGUGACCUGUAGUUUUACUGUAAUGCCUGCUUGGUUUUGGUAUCAGGGUAAUGCUGGCCUCUUUUGUUUUUUUUUUUUUUUUGGAAAUGCUUCCAAAAUAGUUUGUUAGAAUUAAUUUUAAUUUGGCCAUGCAUAGUAGUGCAUACCUUUAAUUCCCACACUUGGGAGGCAGAGACAGGGGGAUCUCUGACUUUGAAGCCAGCCUGUGUGUAACAGCUCCAGGUCACCCAAGGCUAUAUGGUGUCUCCAAACAACAACAACAAAAAACCCACAAAAACCUGUUAGUUCUUUAGAUGGUUGAUAGAAUUUUCUAUCAAAGCCAUCUGGACCUGGGCUUUCCUUUGCUGGGAAGGUUUUGAUAGUAGAUGUAAUCUUACUAGUUAUAGGUCUGCCUAUUUAGAUUUAUAUUUCCUCAUGAAUCAAGGUUGGUGGGUUUUCUGUUUAAUCUAUUAUCCAAUGGAUAUAUUGAUGAGAUACAGUUUAUAGUGCUUUGUACUUUUCAUUUUUGGAAAACUGGCUGUGCUGUCCCCAACCCUUUUUAAGGUACAUCACUGUGUGUAUGUAUAUUCAUGUAUGUGCAAGUAUGUAUACAUAUAUGUGGUUAACAUACAAUCUCAUUCUUUUUCUCUACUUUAUUUAUUGAAUCAAAAUCUCUCAGUUGAGUAUAGAGCUCCUGACUGGCUAGACCAGUAGUUAUUUGUGAUGCCGUAGGGAUCCCCCAUCCCUGCCUCUUAAAAGUUCUGGGAUUAUAGAGAGCCACACCCCUGCUUAGCCUUUUCACUUUCAAGGUGGCAUUCUGGGGAUCUGAAGUCUAUAGUUUCCUGCAUGCAUAAGAAGCACUUUAUCUAGUGAGCCAUCUCCCUGGCCCAAUGUUCCAAUUUUGAUUUGUAAUUUUAGUUGAGCCCCAUUCACCCCCACUCCUCUCCUAGCCAAUCUAGCUAAACAUUUAUUAGUUUUGAGAUCUGAAAGACCAAGUCUUGGUUCUGUUAUUUUUCUGUUUUAUUUUUCCCUGCUCUGAUCUAUCUACUUGGUCUUUUCCUUCUUCCUUGAAGAAUAAAGUUAGGUUGUUGAGAACCCUGCUACAUAGCUGCCAGUUUCAGUGCUGCUUUUGUUGUGCCCCAACACUUCUGGUAUUUUGUGUUUUUCAUUUGUUUCAGGGAGUGUGCUAAUUUACUGUGUGAUUUCUUCCUUUAACCAUUAGUGGUUUUUAAAAUGUCCUAUUUAUUUUACACAUAUUUGUGGGUUUGUAGUUUCCCUUAAUGUGUUAAGAUUCUUUGUGACUCUGAUGUAUCUCAGAAAGUGUUCCAUGUGCACUUGAGAAAAAUGUGUAUUCGGCUUAUUGGGUAAUGUGUUCUGAGGUCCAAAUAGUCUAUGGUAGUGUUCAGGUCUUCUUUUUCCUUGUUGAUCUACCUUACUAUUCUAUCUGUAACCUUGAACAGUCUAUUUUUUUCCCAUAGUUAUUUGUCAAUAUUUUCUUCAUAUACUUAGCAGUUUUAAUUGGCAUAUCUUUGUUUAUAAUUGCUGUGUUUAAUUGGUAAAUUAACCUUUAUUUCAUUAUGUAAUAUCCUUUGUCUCUCACCUGUGUGCUGCUGCCCUCUUUGGGUUACUGUAGUUGCAUGGGACAUGUUUUUCAUUGUAUCGGUGUAGUGUGUUUGAUUCUAAAGUGAGUCUCUUGUAUAUAAUAAGUGGUUGAGCCUUAGGUUUUAAGUUUGUUCUUCCAAGCUGUAUCUUCUAUUAGGUUAUUAAAUUCAUUGACAAAGUGAGGACUUUAACUAUUAAAGGAAAGGGCUCACUCUUACCAUUUUGUUGUUUUCUCUCUUACAGUUUUUUUGUCCUUCAUCUCUUUUACUGUUUCUUUGCAUAUAUAGUUGAUUUUUAUAGUGGCUUAUUUGAUCUAUUUUCAUUUCUUUUUGUGUAUAUUGUAUGUGUUUUUUAUGAGGCUUACAUGAAACAUCCAAAAGUAACAACAAUCUAUUUUAAACUAACUUCAAUCACAUAAAAAGGUUUUUUAUAGCUCUGUCCUCCCUUUUUUAACAUUAUCAAUGUCACAAAUAACAUGUGUGUCUAGUAACAAGUUUAUAACUUUUUAUGCUUUUCUAUUUUAAAUACUGUCAAAGAAUAAAAAAGGUGUGAACCAUAAUUACAAAA